Messenger RNA from Patella vulgata (common limpet), 758 nucleotides. Its product is annotated as cytochrome c. The record is from RefSeq and is a predicted model, not a curated record. Gene Ontology annotation, molecular function: electron transfer activity; heme binding. The coding region runs from base 109 to 438 and encodes 109 amino acids. The transcript is spliced from 3 exons. NCBI's taxonomy places the organism in Eukaryota, Metazoa, Mollusca, Gastropoda, Patellidae. Gene Ontology annotation, biological process: mitochondrial electron transport, ubiquinol to cytochrome c; mitochondrial electron transport, cytochrome c to oxygen. Gene Ontology annotation, cellular component: mitochondrial intermembrane space.
AACCCGGUUGCUUAUUAUGACGUCAGUCGUCCUUUCAAGUUCAAUCGCCAUUCGUGGGAAAGCCGUUCAGUACUAACCUAGGAACGUAAGAUCAAAUUAAAAUUAAAAAUGCCUGAAGUUCCUGAUGGAGAUGUUGAAAAGGGCAAGAAAAUAUUUAUCCAAAGAUGUGCCCAAUGUCACACUGUAGAAAAGAAUGGUAAACACAAGACUGGUCCUAAUCUCAAUGGUUUAAUCGGACGAAAAACUGGUCAAGCUCCCGGAUUUACAUACACAGCUGCUAAUCAAGCUAAAGGAAUUACAUGGGGCAAAGACACUUUAUUUGAAUAUCUUGAGAACCCUAAAAAAUAUAUCCCUGGAACAAAGAUGGUUUUUGCUGGAUUGAAGAAACCACAAGAACGAGGCCAUUUGAUAGCUUAUUUAAUUGAUUCUACUAAGUGACCUCAUUCUCAUCUAGGAAAUUUAUAAAUAGACAAAAUUAUAAAAAAAAAAGAACAAAAAAAAAGCAUUCAAAUGUAAAAACAAUUUGUACAAAACUGUACUGUGUACAAGAUCAUUUAUCUAUCAUGUGGUUAAUUUAACCAGCGUGUAGAAUAUAACAACCCACACUUUAUCAGUUAAUGGGUAGACCUCAUUAUACAUUAGUUUGGAAAUUUCUAUUAUAUUAAUAUAUUGUUCUUCUAUAAUGUAAGGAUUUUAAUUUAUGGGUGUUGUAUUGACUUGCUGCAAAUAUAGAAUAAAGUUAUAUGGUUUUAAACUAA